UAGAAACAACUGGGGAAAACGUUCCGUGUAACGCACUUUGCGCAUGCGCGGUGUCUCCCUGCCGGCUUUCUCUUGUCACUCACGAUGGCCGAUCGAGCUGAACUGGAGAAGGCGGUAACGCUGCAGGGAGAGAAAGUGAGGAAACUGAAGCAGGACAAGGCGUCCUCGGAAGAGAUUGCCGAAGAAGUCGCAAAGUUGCUGGAGCUAAAGGCACGGCUAGGAACAGACGAAGGGAAACACAAGUUUGUACUUAAGACACCAAAGGGCACGAGGGAUUAUAACCCAAAACAGACGGCCAUUCGGGAGAAGGUGUUCAACACAAUUAUCAAGUGUUUCAAGCGCCACGGGGCGGAGACUAUCGAUACUCCUGUGUUUGAGCUGAAGGAAACCCUUACAGGCAAAUAUGGUGAAGACUCCAAGCUUAUUUAUGACCUCAAAGAUCAAGGAGGAGAGCUACUGUCUUUGCGCUAUGAUCUUACUGUGCCAUUUGCCCGGUACUUGGCUAUGAAUAAAAUAAACAACAUUAAGCGUUACCACAUCGCCAAGGUUUACCGACGGGACAACCCAGCCAUGACCAGAGGGCGCUACCGAGAGUUCUACCAAUGUGAUUUUGACAUCGCUGGCCAGUUUGACCCCAUGAUUCCCGAUGCAGAGUGCCUGAAGAUUGUCCAUGAGAUACUCAGCGAGUUGGAUUUGGGGGAGUUUCUUAUCAAGGUGAAUGACAGGAGGAUACUGGACGGCAUGUUUGCAGUCUGUGGGGUUCCAGAUAGUAAAUUCCGUACAAUUUGCUCAUCGGUGGACAAGCUUGACAAGACCCCGUGGGAGGAUGUAAAAAAUGAAAUGGUGGGUGAGAAGGGCCUUGCCCCUGAGGCUGCCGACCAGAUAGGAGACUAUGUUCAGCGUAAUGGAGGGUUGGAUCUCAUAGAGCAGCUGAUAAACGACCCCAAACUGUCCCAAAACAAGCUGGCCCUGGAAGGGUUAAGUGAUAUGAAGACCCUUUUCCAGUACCUGGAGUUAUUUGCCGUGACUGAUAAGGUUUCAUUUGACUUGAGCCUGGCCCGGGGGUUGGACUAUUACACGGGCGUCAUUUAUGAAGCCGUCCUGGUACAGAAUGAGCCCCAGCAGCAGAAUGACCACGCGGAGGAGGCAGUCAGUGUGGGCAGUGUGGCAGGAGGAGGCCGAUAUGAUGGAUUAGUGGGAAUGUUCGAUCCUAAGGGGAGGAAAGUCCCCUGUGUGGGAGUCAGUAUCGGAAUCGAGCGGAUAUUUUCCAUUAUGGAACAGAAAGCAGAGGCCUCAGAAGAGAAAAUCCGGACCACAGAGACUCAAGUACUGGUUGCCGCGGCCCAGAAAAAACUCCUGGAAGAAAGGAUGAAGUUGAUAUCGGAACUGUGGAAUGCUGGGAUCAAGGCAGAAAUGCUGUAUAAGAAGAACCCCAAGUUACUCAAUCAGCUGCAGUACUGUGAGGAAACAGGCAUUCCACUGGUGGCCAUUAUUGGGGAGCAAGAGCUGAAGGAUGGGGUGGUGAAGCUGAGAGUGGUUGCUACAAGAGAAGAGGUUGAUGUUGCCAGACAGAACUUGGUGGAAGAAAUUCACAAGAGAACUCAGAUAUUGUAAGAAUGGAUUUCCCAGCAGCACCGGGUGUUAUUGCUGCUACAUGUAUUGUACACGUUACACAAAUAUAUGUGCUGCAAGGCGCUGGGUAAUACGACCACAAAUGCCUUAAUGCAAGUUGCUCUUCUCUGAUUGGCCCAUGUUGGGGCAAUACCACGCGGGGGUACCUAGGGUCCCCGGGAGGGGUACAGAGUACAAGAGCAAGUUGUAUUUUUGCAUGCGUGGUCCCUUAGAAAUUCCCCGUCCUUUAAUAUGGUUGGUUGUAUCUGCAUUAAAGGGCAAGUAAACCUCAAAAGGCACAGUGGUUUAUUAGUACUAGGGCAGUGUUUGGGGCACCGGGGAAUAAACAAGGGCUGCUCGUUACUAAUAAGCAUUUUCAUCCAUAACUCCUAUAGCAGGCCAUAAUUUAUGCAAGCCCCUCCCCAUUGCCUUAUGGGUAACAUUUACAUUGCAGCAUAUUUGCAUAGGCUUUGGCCUCAAAAUCCUUCCCACUAUUGCCCAAAUCUAAAAAAAACAAAAAAUGUUGUUCUUAACCCUCUGCAAAAGAAAGAAAGGAACCUGGGUCUAGAACAACUCUAGAACAUACAUUUGGUCAUUGCUUUAUAUGUAUCCUGUAUAACAGUGCCCCCAAUUCAGUAAAGUGACCCCCCCACUCAAAAUCCUUCUCACUAUUGCCCAAAUCUAUUGAAAAAGUCGUUCUUAACCCUCUGCAAAAGAAAGAAAGGGACCUGAGUCUAGAACAACUCUAGAACAUACAUUUUGUCACUGCUUUAGAUGUAUCAUAUUUAGCAGUGCCCCCAAUUCAGUAAAGUGACCACUAAGAGCGAGAUGGUACCACUGAGGCCUAUGGGGAUCUGAGCACCAAUGGGCACGGGGUAUAGUGAUGAUAAAUACGCCGGCCCGGCCUCUCAUUGCCUCUGACUUAUUGUUAUUUAUAAACAGCUUUGUACAUUUCAUUGUUGCCAUUGACCAAAGGGAUGUGCAUAUAAUAAAGGAAAUGGAAUGUUC
Xenopus tropicalis (tropical clawed frog) is the source of this 2619-nucleotide messenger RNA. RefSeq names its product histidyl-tRNA synthetase 2 (gene hars2). Bases 85 to 1614 code for a protein of 509 amino acids. Gene Ontology annotation, cellular component: cytoplasm. NCBI's taxonomy places the organism in Eukaryota, Metazoa, Chordata, Amphibia, Anura, Pipidae. The record is from RefSeq and is a predicted model, not a curated record. The transcript is spliced from 13 exons. Gene Ontology annotation, molecular function: aminoacyl-tRNA ligase activity; ATP binding; histidine-tRNA ligase activity. Gene Ontology annotation, biological process: histidyl-tRNA aminoacylation; tRNA aminoacylation for protein translation.